AUGCGUCCAUCACUUUGGUCUUGUAUGUUAAUGGCGGGCUCUUGCCUGGCCCAGGGUGACAUUGCGGCGCUUCUGGCCUCCCAAGACGACCUCAGUACGCUGCUUGAGCUUGUUGGUCUCGUGGAUGGCCUUGCAGAGAAACUCGCAUCCGCCUCCAACAUCACCAUCGUGGCCCCAACAAACGAGGCCUUUGCGAAGGUACCUCGGGACACCCCAGAGGGUGAGGCCAUCGAGCUUCGCAACGAUACGAUUGCCAUUGGAGCUCUCCUUGCCAACCACGUCUUCAAGGGAGUUUACCCAGCAAGUGCCAUCACCAAUGUUCCCACGUUCGCCCAGACUUUGCUCGACAUCUCAUACAUCAAUGAGCGACAGCCUUUCUCCAACUUCACCAGCGGCGCCUACAAUGGGCUCGUGAAGAACGGAGAUGAUGUAUGCGUCCUGUCUGGAGAGCUGACUGUCUCUACCGUCACCCAAGCCGACAUCAAACUGGGUGAAGGCAUCACGAUCCACAAGAUUGAUACUGUACUUUCAUUUGGAGCCCCAUUCCAGCUCUUCACAUACCGGUCAGGAUACCUCGCCAUGAAUGCUGCGCUGGAGGCUGCUCAACUGAACUUCGCGUUUGGCGAGACCGAAGGUGGUGCAGGCCUCAAUAUCUCGGACUUUACCAUCUUUGUGCCCACUGACGAAGCCUUCAAGUCUAUUGGGUCCGUGCUUGAGUCGGCGAGCAUAGAAACGCUUCAAGAUGUCCUUCGCUACCACAUUAUUCCCAACAAUGUCAUCUUCUCGCCCUCCUUGGGCAAUGUUACCGUCAAAUCCCUCCAAGGCACCGACCUGACUUUUACUGUCUUGCCAGACGGAUCCGCCUGGGUGAACAAUGCAAAAAUCACCUUUCCCAACAAUAUCCUCUAUAAUGGUGUCGCGCAUGUAAUUGACAGUGUAUUGAACCCAGCGCAAUUUGACCGAGGCUCUCUGAAACCAUCUGCGCCGGCAUCUGAGCGAGUCGCCUUUCCCAACGCUUCGCCGGUUUCAAACCUGCCUUUCACAAGCGUCUCUUUCGCAUUUGAUCACAUGACAUACACAACCACGCCAGUGUUGCUUCAGACUGUCGCCGCCGUCCCUACCGCGUCAGCUAGUGCCACUACCACUAAGUCAAGCUCCCCAACUUCAGUUGCCACUGGGGCCGGUACUGGAAUUUUCCCCAGUGUGGUUUUGGCUCUUUCCGUCGCAAUGGGUAUCGCUGCGUUCCUUGUCUGA
Neoarthrinium moseri is the source of this 1254-nucleotide messenger RNA. RefSeq lists its product as uncharacterized. The coding region runs from base 1 to 1254 and encodes 417 amino acids. Lineage: Eukaryota; Fungi; Ascomycota; Sordariomycetes; Amphisphaeriales; Apiosporaceae. Gene Ontology annotation, cellular component: fungal-type vacuole membrane. Gene Ontology annotation, biological process: macroautophagy. The record is from RefSeq and is a predicted model, not a curated record. The transcript has 3 exons.